AUGGUUCUCCUUGGGGACACAGCACAGUGGCUGGUGCGUUUGAUCAGGAGGCUCAUUCUCACAACUUGGCUCAUGCAGUCGGUCAUCAAUGCCCAAAUGAUCAGCUGCUGUGCAGUGGCAGUGUGCCAGCAUCUAACUGUGCUAAUUGAGGUUGAAUGGAAUGGCUGGGCUGUAAAAGAGCCUGAAUUCUGGGGUCAGAAUGAUCUGGAUUCCGAUCCCAAAUCUGCCAUACACCGGCGGUGUGACCCUGGGUCACUCACAGCCUCUGGAGCCCCAGAGUGCUCUUGGGUGACAAGAUUGUAUCUCAUAGAGUUUCUGCAGGUCUCCGUGAGCCGGAGUUCACAUCAUGCUUGGGGCUGCAGGGAGCUCGAGGAGGAUAGGAGACCGGGAGAUCAGCUGGGCACCCCAGCAGGGCUCGCUAUCCACUGUGGAAUCCAUGGGGAAGCUGUCCUGGGGUCCAGUCGGCGUCCCCUAGGGCGACAAGCGCGAAAGGAGAGUUGGGAGUUGGCUCAGAUACUGCGGGGAGGGGAAGUUGGCCUCUGCAAGGAUUUUCGUGGGAGGGUGCCCUCAAGGGCACCACGACGCGCGGACAGCGAGGACGUGACCCGUCGAAGGGAGCACGAGCCCGAAAGUGACCCAGCCCAGUCGCUGCGCUCAGAGAGCGCCUCCGCCACCGCAGCAGCGGAGCUUCCCGGAGCCCAGGGGCCGGCGCUGGGGGCGGGGCCUUCGAGCGUCCGGCCAAUCGGCGCCGCGGAUGCGCGGUCACGUGGCUUCCGCCGGGCCGCGCUCUUCCGCCUUGGGCCUUGCGGCUCCCCGGACGGGGCGACAGGGCUCUACCCGCGCGAGGGCCUGGGCGUGGCCGUCCUGGCUUUAUCCUGCCGCCUCCAGUCGGCCGGGGGCCCAGACGUGCCCUCGCCGGGGCGGGAGAGGUGGCUGCGCUACCGGGCGGCCGCGGGAGCCCCCGAAGCUGCGAUUCCCCGGCUCCUCAGCGUCUUCCCAUUCCGCUCCCUGGAAACCUGGAGGCCCGAGAGAACGUUCCAGCAGGAACUCAGGGGAAGCAAAGCCAAGCCACAGUCAGAAAAUAAUGAGAACAUCAUUAAGUCAAAGGAAAACAAGAUAACAAAUCAACUAUCCAUGGCUCCAAAGAAGAGAAUUUCAAAGAAAGGCCCAGUUGGGAGUGCAGAUGCUGCAGAAGGAGUGCUGGUCAUUAAUCAUCUGAGGAAGAGAUCUGACCUUCUUUCCUCACCAUUCUGGAAAAAAGCCAUCUACAAGCCAGCCCUGCAGACACCUUGAUCUUGGACUUCUAGCCUCCAGAACUGUGAGAGAAUAAAUUUCUGUUGUUUAAGCCACCCA
Cynocephalus volans (Philippine flying lemur) is the source of this 1353-nucleotide messenger RNA. RefSeq lists its product as uncharacterized. Lineage: Eukaryota; Metazoa; Chordata; Mammalia; Dermoptera; Cynocephalidae. The coding region runs from base 1 to 1293 and encodes 430 amino acids. The transcript has 7 exons. The record is from RefSeq and is a predicted model, not a curated record.